AUGGCGAUGAAAGCGCUCUGUGUUGCGUUUUUCCGGGGGGGGGUUAUCAACUCAGCGUUUGGACACGGUUACAUCAAAAAUCCUGCUGCAAGAAACGCUUGUUGGCAGCAUGGCUUUCGGGAUUCCUGUGGUGAGGAAUGGACGAUGGAUGAGAAGAACUGUGGCGGGUUUGCUGCUCAGUGGAGAAAAAAUGGCGGUAAAUGUGGUGGGGGGGGGGAUCCCUACCACGACAAAAUACAGAAGUACGUAUAUCCAGGCUCUCACGCAUUUGGUACCAUUACACAGACUUAUCUUGAAGGACAAGAGAUAGAACUCGAGUUCAGAGUUGGAGACAUCGGGGGGGGGGCCAUCACACAAGACAAGCUGAGAUACCUGCUCCGUCUGUCUGACACAGGAGGGGGGGGAUGGUCACACAAUAUACAUGUAAACGGCAAAAAGGGUCUGUACAAGAUAAAACUUCACCUACCGUCUGGUCUGACUUGCAAACACUGCGUGCUUCAGUGGUGGUGGAAGACUGGGAAUAGCUGGGGAUGUGAGAUGGUAAACGGAAAGAAGAAAUGUGGAAUGGGAUAUGGAGCACAGGAGACRUUUGUUAACUGUGCUGAUAUACAGAUUAACAGACGAGGCUAACAAUCAUGGCUUCUUAUUUGAAACUGUUAAGAUUCAAUAAAAGCAUAGUUUGACAGUUUAUC
Messenger RNA from Exaiptasia diaphana, 692 nucleotides. RefSeq lists its product as uncharacterized. Bases 1 to 630 code for a protein of 209 amino acids. NCBI's taxonomy places the organism in Eukaryota, Metazoa, Cnidaria, Anthozoa, Actiniaria, Aiptasiidae. The transcript is spliced from 3 exons. The record is from RefSeq and is a predicted model, not a curated record.